AUGGGCUACGGGGGGUUGAAGGAGGUCCCCAGAUCGAAACUGGGUGAUGUCAUCAGGCCCUGGGCGAAGUCCUCUUGCUGCGGUGCACUGCGACAGGUGUAUCCUCCACCCACGAUCCCCAUGCCAUGCAUACAGGAGGUCCCCAGAUCGAAACUGGGUGAUGUCAACAGGCCCUGGGCGCAGUCCUCUUGCUGCGGUGCACUGCGACAGGUGUAUCCUCCACCCACGAUCCCCAUGCCAUGCAUACAGGAGGUCCCCAGAUCAAAACUGGGUGAUGUCAUCAGGCCCUGGGCGCAGUCCUCUUGCUGCGGUGCACUGCGACAGGUGUAUCCUCCACCCACGAUCCCCAUGCCAUGCAUACAGGAGGUCCCCAGAUCAAAACUGGGUGAUGUCAUCAGGCCCUGGGCGCAGUCCUCUUGCUGCGGUGCACUGCGACAGGUGUAUCCUCCACCCACGAUCCCCAUGCCAUGCAUACAGGAGGUCCCCAGAUCGAAACUGGGUGAUGUCAUCAGGCCCUGGGCGCAGUCCUCUUGCUGCGGUGCACUGCGACAGGUUGGCCGCUCGUCCAAGUGCCUGCAAUGCUGGAAUGAGAUCACAUGCUUGGAACUGGGUGCAGGUGUAUCCUCCACCCACGAUCCCCAUGCCAUGCAUACAGGUGCCUGCAAUGCUGGAAUGAGAUCACAUGCUUGGAACUGGGUGCAGGUGUAUCCUCCACCCACGAUCCCCAUGCCAUGCAUACAGGUGUAUCCUCCACCCACGAUCCCCAUGCCAUGCAUACAGGAGGUCCCCAGAUCGAAACUGGGUGAUGUCAACAGGCCCUGGGCGAAGUCCUCUUGCUGCGGUGCACUGCGACAGGUUGGCCGCUCGUCCAGGUGCCUGCAAUGCUGGAAUGAGAUCACAUGCUGGAACUGGGUGCAG
This is a messenger RNA of Volvox carteri f. nagariensis, 918 nucleotides long. RefSeq lists its product as uncharacterized. The transcript has 15 exons. The record is from RefSeq and is a predicted model, not a curated record. Lineage: Eukaryota; Viridiplantae; Chlorophyta; Chlorophyceae; Chlamydomonadales; Volvocaceae. The annotation marks the transcript as partial.